Stegostoma tigrinum is the source of this 564-nucleotide messenger RNA. Its product is annotated as gastrula zinc finger protein XlCGF49.1-like. Gene Ontology annotation, biological process: regulation of transcription by RNA polymerase II. Bases 1 to 564 code for a protein of 187 amino acids. The record is from RefSeq and is a predicted model, not a curated record. NCBI's taxonomy places the organism in Eukaryota, Metazoa, Chordata, Chondrichthyes, Orectolobiformes, Stegostomatidae. The transcript has 3 exons. Gene Ontology annotation, molecular function: DNA-binding transcription factor activity; RNA polymerase II cis-regulatory region sequence-specific DNA binding.
AUGACAGACCUGAUUGGAUUCCGACAUUCAACUAACCUCACUGCUCACCAGCAGCGCAUUCACACUGGUGAGAAACCGUUUAAACGUCCAAAUUGUGAAAAGUACUGCAAAAGUUCUUGGGAGCUGGUGUGUCAUCGGCGUAGUCACACUGAUAAGAGACGACUCAGAUGCUCUCACUGUGAGAGCCAGUUCAAGCAGUCGGCGCAACUCGCCGUACACGAGCGACUACACACUGGGGAGAAGCCAUUCAGCUGCUUUGAAUGCGAGAAGGAAUUCAUUCAGUCAUCUCAUCUGCUGCUACACCACCGAGUUCACACUGGAGAGAAACCUUUUAAAUGCCCAGACUGUGGUCAAGACUUUAAAAGUACCUGGGAACUGCUGUCCCAUCAACACAUCCACACCGAUGAGAGACCAUUCAGGUGCUCUCGCUGUGGGACUGGGCUCAAGCAAUUAUGCAAGCUCACUUUACGCCAGAGAGUUUACGCUGGGGAGAGAUCAUUCAGCUGCUCAAAGUGUGGGAAGGAAUUCACGUUUUCCCAAAAGCAUCACUUUGGCGUGGGAUAG